This is a messenger RNA of Phycomyces blakesleeanus NRRL 1555(-), 1092 nucleotides long. RefSeq lists its product as hypothetical. The record is from RefSeq and is a predicted model, not a curated record. Bases 1 to 1092 code for a protein of 363 amino acids. NCBI's taxonomy places the organism in Eukaryota, Fungi, Mucoromycota, Mucoromycetes, Mucorales, Phycomycetaceae. The transcript has 6 exons.
AUGACAAAGCGUAUUUCUACUGCUUUCUACCAACCCAACCUACACAUGAAUGCUGUUCUUAAUAGCACAAUUGCAGGUGUUGUUGCUCCAAUUGAUAUACCAACUCCAGAAGUAGCAGUUGUCACAGUCUCUGAAGUUCAAGUUGAUGUGACCCCAAUGAAUCACGUCCUUACCUUGUUAGCAGCCAACAAUGUGUUGAUGCAAUCCUUGCAAGAAAAUGCAAAAGGAGUGACUGAUGCAAUAACUCAUUUGAAGAAUGGUCUGGAUUUUUCCAACAAGACAAAUGAAUUUUCGAAGAACUCGGUUCUUCAGCUCAUGACUGCAAAUGCCAAAAUAAAAAAGGCAAUGACCAGCCAAAAUUCCGUGAUGCCUUCUGCUGUACUAGUGGAUUCUUCUUCUUUCAUGGAUGAUGAUCUUGACCUUGGAGCAAAACAUCAUCUCUUGAUUUCUCAACUUAUCAAUAGUUACAUCAAGAAACCAAACUUUGUUAGCACAGACCCACUUAAAGUUGCUGAGAAUAAUAAUAAAUCAGCAUGGUCAAUGACUGGCACAUAUGGCAAUAAGUACAACAAGACACUUGCACUGGCUCUCUUCAAGUACCUGAGACCUCAAAGAUGUUGCACAAAUGUGUCAAAGAGUUGCGAGUCUUCUGGACCUCAGAAGAGUAGAUUAUGGCUAGAAAUAAAGCUGGAAGAAGACCUUCUUGACCGUCGUAUUAUCACGUACCAGACAUACACAGAGGCUAUUCAUGAUAGCAUGAAUCGAUAUGAUUGCGGAAAUAUUCUUUUUAUUAAUGUGAUGUCUGAUGAUGAGUCGGAUGGAGAUAACAAAGUGCGGGCAUAUCGUCCCAGCUGGAGAACUGAUGAGCUCCAGACGUUUAUUAUUACUAUUGAUGAACUUACUGUUAUCCAUUUGAAGAAAAAUUCAGAAAGCUUGAAAAAGCACAUCCCUUAUGAGAAAGAAGAACUACACACAUCUGAACUUCGCCUUCUAGACCAAGGUGCUCGCCUACUGCGACUGGAUAGCAGAUUCUAUGCACUGGGAGAAUACUGUUCAUGCUGUCAUCUUCGAACUCCACCUCAUUCACCUUAA